AUGCCGAAUCAGGAUACAGAUGAUCUGGGAUUAGGUGACGUCUUCGAGGCCUCACCGAGUCCACCGCCUCCGGAGCCAACAAUAGCAUACUACGAUCUUGAUUCGCCGGUAGAAGGAAGCGAACGUGGUCCACGGCUGACGAUUAGACUGGUUGGAUCGCAUCCACUGUGGGGCCACUAUCUCUGGAAUUCCGGAAUCUGUCUGGCUAAAUAUCUGGAGCACAACCCGACUCUGUAUGCAGGAAGUAAUGUACUUGAACUCGGAGCCGGGGGUGGUUUGCCGGCUCUUGUCACUGCUCUACGGGGAGCGAAAAAGACCGUGAUCUCCGACUAUCCUGAUCGAGCACUAGUAGAGAAUAUCGAGGUCAAUGUUGAGCGGAAUGUGCCAGAGAAGGAGAGGAGUGAAGUAGCAGUGUUGGGCUAUGUCUGGGGCGCCGACACUACACCCUUGCUCUCUACCAUCAGUCCGUCCCGAUAUUUCGACCUCGUCCUCCUCAGCGACCUUAUAUUCAACCAUUCUCAACAUGAAGCGCUCCUGAAGAGUUGCGAGCUGCUGACCGACCCUCAUCCGCAAUCAGAUCAGCCAAGCGUCCUAGUAUUCUACACGCACCAUAGGCCCCAUUUAGCAGAGAAAGAUCUGGACUUUUUCAGAUUAGCGGAGAGCCGGGGUUGGAUAUGCGACAAGUUUUUCGUAGAGCAGAAAGAGGCCAUGUUUGCUGAUGACCCCGGCGAUGUGGUCGUUCGGUCAACUGUACACGGAUGGAAGCUCCGACGGCCAAUAUAG
Dacryopinax primogenitus is the source of this 783-nucleotide messenger RNA. RefSeq lists its product as uncharacterized. The record is from RefSeq and is a predicted model, not a curated record. Bases 1 to 783 code for a protein of 260 amino acids. Gene Ontology annotation, molecular function: protein-lysine N-methyltransferase activity. NCBI's taxonomy places the organism in Eukaryota, Fungi, Basidiomycota, Dacrymycetes, Dacrymycetales, Dacrymycetaceae. Gene Ontology annotation, biological process: peptidyl-lysine dimethylation. The transcript is spliced from 6 exons.